UUUUACAUAAUUGGGGAGCAUCGUUAUAGUUGGGAGCGUGCGCUUGGCUCCCAAAGUGGAGCCGGGCCAUCGAUGUACAGUCAUGAUCCGAGAAUUGCACUCUUUGCUGCCUCAACAUCAACAUCCUCAUCAUUAUCCUCAUCAUCCUCCUCAGGCAACAAUAAUCAGCCAAAUAAUUUAAAUAUCCCUAUUUGCAAACGCACUCGCAUUCUCAAUACCAUUCCCAAUUUCAAUCCCAUUCUCAAUCCCAUUCCCACUCCCAUUCCCAUUCCCAUUAUUAUCCAAGCACAAAUGCUCGUAUUGUCGCUGGCUCCAAUAAUUUCAAUUUGCGCUCCCGCAAUACUCGCAAUAUUUUGGGGCAGCAAUCACAGCAACAACGCAAUCAACCACAGCAUGUUGUGCCACUCAAUGUGCGUGCCACAGCUGGCAGCACCACCGCAAUGCCCCCGCACAGUGAGCACUCCGUGAGAGGAACAACAAAUGGUGCCGGAGUCGGAGCGGUUAAUCCGACUGCUGGUUCAACACAAUUGCGUGAUAUUGGACGCAAGUAUCCAUUGUGGCUGCCCGAGUAUAAACGUCGUGCAUUCAAUGCCUCCAUGGAUGAAAAGUAUGUGGAAAGCAUUUGGGCCACAUUGAAGAAUGCCAUACAGGAGAUACAGAAGAAAAACAAUUCGGGAUUAUCAUUUGAGCAGCUAUAUCGCAAUGCCUAUAACAUGGUACUCCAUAAGCAUGGCACCCGCCUAUACUACGGUCUCCGAGAGGUUGUCUCCGAGCAUUUGGAGCAAAAGGUGCGACAGGAGGUGCUCGAGAGUUUGCACAGCAAUUUUCUGCCCAAAUUGAAUCAGGCCUGGACCGAUCAUCAGACAUCAAUGGUCAUGAUACGCGACAUACUCAUGUAUAUGGAUCGGGUUUAUGUGCAGCAGCGUGGCCUCGAUAAUGUCUAUAAUCUGGGUCUUAUACUGUUCAGGGAUCAGGUGGUUCGCUUUCCGGAGAUACAAAAGGCGCUAAGGGAAAAACUACUAGGCAUGGUAUUGGAGGAGCGUCAUGGUGAGGCAAUCAAUCAUUUGGCGAUCAAGAAUGCAUGCACAAUGCUCAUCACAUUGGGCAUCAAUUCACGCACCGUUUAUGAGGAGGACUUUGAGAAGCCAUUCCUAUCACAGUCGGCGGCCUUUUACAAGUUCGAAUCGCAAAACUUUCUUGCGGAGAAUAACGCUGGCGUUUACAUUAAGAAAGUGGAGGCCCGCAUCACGGAAGAAUCAUCACGUGCGGCACUCUAUUUGGAUAAGGAUACGGAGCCGAGAAUUGUGCGUGUCGUUGAGGAGGAGCUGAUUAAAAAACAUAUGCGAACCAUUGUGGAAAUGGAAAAUUCGGGUGUGGUGUACAUGAUUAAGAAUUCGAAAACUGAGGACUUGGCAUGCACAUAUAAACUAUUCUCGAGACUUAAAGAGGAGGGCCUCAAGGUGAUAGCCGACACAAUGUCGGCAUAUCUGCGCGAACAGGGCAGCAUGCUGGUCAAGGAGGAGGAGAACGGCAAUACAAAUCCAAUAACAUUUGUCCAAAACUUGCUCGAUCUCAAGGAUCGAUUUGAUCAAUUCUUACUACAUUCAUUUAGCAACGAUCGACUAUUCAAGAAUGUCAUCUCAGCUGAUUUCGAGCAUUUUCUCAAUCUGAACAACAAAUCACCCGAGUAUCUAUCGCUCUUCAUCGAUGAUAAACUGAAAAAGGGUGGCAAGGGCAUGAGCGAACAGGAAAUUGAGACCAUUUUGGAUAAAACAAUGGUGCUGUUCCGCUUUCUACUCGAAAAGGAUGUGUUUGAGCGCUACUACAAGACACAUUUGGCCAAACGUUUGCUGCUCAACAAAUCAGUCUCAGAUGACUUUGAAAAGAAUAUGAUAUCCAAACUAAAGACUGAAUGUGGCUGUCAAUUUACAUCAAAGCUGGAGGGUAUGUUCAAGGAUAUGUCCGUAUCAAAUACAAUUAUGGAUGAGUUUAAGAGUUAUGUAAAUAAUAACAAUCUGUCAUUGAGUGGCGUGGAGCUAACGGUUCGCAUAUUGACCACUGGAUUUUGGCCCACACAGACGGCAACGCCUAAUUGCAACAUACCAUCAGCGCCACGCGAGGCAUUUGAGGUGUUCAAGAAGUUCUAUCUGGACAAGCACUCAGGUCGGCAGCUGACGUUACAGCCGCAAAUGGGCACUGCCUAUAUAAAUGCCGUAUUCUACGGCCGUAAAGCGAAUGACAGCGACAAGGACAAGGAUGGGCCAAGCUCAAGUUCAAGUGGCUGUGCUGUGCCGACCACAACACGCAAGCAUAUACUACAAGUGUCCACCUACCAGAUGUGCGUGUUGCUGUUGUUUAACAAUCGGGAUGUGCUGACCUAUGAUGAUAUACACCAGGAGACGGACAUACCGGAACGGGAGCUGGUUCGCGCACUGCAAUCGCUGUCAAUGGGCAAACCCGCACAGCGAUUGCUAGUGCGCAACUCCAAGACGAAAACAAAAGACAUUGAGCCCUCGGACGAGUUUUAUGUGAACGAUGCAUUUGUCUCCAAAUUCCACAGGGUUAAGAUACAAACGGUCGCUGCCAAGGGCGAAUCGGAGCCGGAACGCAAGGAGACGCGCGGCAAAGUGGAUGAGGAUCGAAAGCAUGAAAUUGAGGCGGCCAUUGUGCGCAUUAUGAAGGCGCGCAAGCGUAUGGCGCACAACCUGCUGGUCUCGGACGUCACGACGCAGUUGAAGUCACGUUUCUUGCCCUCGCCCGUGUUCAUCAAGAAGCGCAUCGAAGGCCUUAUCGAGCGUGAAUAUCUGGCGCGAACGCCAGAGGAUCGCAAGGUGUACAUCUAUUUGGCUUAAAGGAUAACAAAAUCGAAAAAAAAUUAACACCCUCAGCCCCCACUCAUUUCAAUCAGUUGGCACAUACUCAUUAUUUGCAAUCGAAAGCUAUAUUCAUUUACCACACAACAAGUCAAACAGUUUCCACAUCUCCAACGCCUCCUAUUUCCGUACAAGCACAAUCAUAAUUCGUAACUUAUGCAUAUAUAUAUAUAUAUCAAUUGGAGCACACACAAUCCACAAUUUUAAUGAAGGCACCCAAAACUGGAAUCAUAUAUAUAUUUCGACCAAGAGAUGUUAAAUAGAAUUAUAAAACGCAAUAGACAAGUGCUAAAUUUGUAAGCCUGACACUCAAAAUUGAACAGUUAUUGAUCAUCUUGAGAUGAUCUUAAGCAGCCUCUGCAUCUGCACUCUCUUUCUCUUCUCCCUUGCCAUUGCUAUCCAUAAUAUAAUUUCGACUAUUCACAAAAAUGAAAAACAAAUGAUUUUCUAAAAUUUUUGCAAUUUAUUUAACACAAAUUUUCCAACCAGCAACCAUGACAUAAAAUGAAAAUUGUAUAGCAAUAAGCCCAUAUAUAUAUAUAUAUACAUAUAUAUAUAUAUAUACACACUAUCACAAUCACACACAUCUAAAAUCACACCCAAUAAUACACACACACACACAUACUAUGGAUGGAGAAGCGUACGCGAAGCAAAAAAAAUAAGAAUUAAUGCAUAAUGCAAAAACUUAAUUCUAAGCAGCAGUAUAAAUAUAGCUAAAAUAAUAAAUUUAUAAAUGAAUAAUAAAUUUAGUGAGCGUUUGAUGUA
Messenger RNA from Drosophila innubila, 3638 nucleotides. RefSeq names its product cullin-3 (gene Cul3). Gene Ontology annotation, cellular component: Cul3-RING ubiquitin ligase complex. The record is from RefSeq and is a predicted model, not a curated record. Bases 441 to 2852 code for a protein of 803 amino acids. The transcript is spliced from 10 exons. Gene Ontology annotation, biological process: ubiquitin-dependent protein catabolic process; protein ubiquitination. Gene Ontology annotation, molecular function: ubiquitin protein ligase binding. Lineage: Eukaryota; Metazoa; Arthropoda; Insecta; Diptera; Drosophilidae.